Macrosiphum euphorbiae (potato aphid) is the source of this 984-nucleotide messenger RNA. The record is from the annotation of a GenBank genome assembly. NCBI's taxonomy places the organism in Eukaryota, Metazoa, Arthropoda, Insecta, Hemiptera, Aphididae.
AUGAUAUCACAAAACUUUAAUUUAUUACAAUGGAAUCUUAAUGGAUUCUAUAAAAAAUACAACGAAUUACAACUAAUCAUUCAAAAACACAACCCAAUGGUAUUAUGCUUACAAGAAACCAAUUUCAACGACAAUUCAAUAGGAAACAUUCCAUCAUACACAGGAUACCAUAAAAAUCGUACAAAUGCACUCCGUUCCAGCGGCGGCGUAGCUAUCUACAUUUCUGACACUCUAUACAGUACACAAAUAGACCUAAUUACCAACCUAGAAGCAAUCGCGAUAACAAUACACGGAAAAGAAAUAAUUACCGUAUGCAAUUUAUACCUACCAAACCAAACAAACUUUAGCGAUAACGAUCUUGUACAAAUAAUUAAUCAAUUACCCACACCAUUUAUAAUCACCGGAGAUUUUAACAGUCACAACGAAUUAUGGGGAUCAUUAACAACCGAUAAACGCGGCACAACAAUAGGAAAAAUACUAAAAGACGACAACCUAACCCUUUUAAAUACAGGAGAUAAUACACGUCUAAAUCCACAUAAUGGUAACUUCUCAGCAAUCGAUUUAUCAUUCUCCAACUCAGCAUUAGCCCACCGAAUUUCUUGGACAGUCGACUCUGAAAUCUACAGCAGCGACCACAUACCUAUUUACAUCUCAAUCAUACCAAGGAAAAGCGACCCAAAACACAACACCGGAACAAGAUGGAAUUUAAAACACCCAAACUGGCAACUGUACACCGACAUAAUAGAAAAAGAAAUACAAAUAAAAAACCCAAUAAUCAAUAAUUCAACACCAGAACAGCUAGUCACAUUUUUUACAAAUUUAAUUUUAAAUACCGCCGGAAAAACAAUUGGUAAAAGCACGAACAACAAUAAACCCAAAGUACCAUGGUGGAACGGAAAGAUAAAAACCGCCAUUAAACUAAAAAACACCGCACUCAACCACUUGACACGGUGUACUGGACGUGGUAGAGGAAAGUCAGGGUGA